This is a messenger RNA of Coregonus sp. 'balchen', 15783 nucleotides long. NCBI's taxonomy places the organism in Eukaryota, Metazoa, Chordata, Actinopteri, Salmoniformes, Salmonidae. The record is from the annotation of a GenBank genome assembly.
AUGCUCAGGGUUAAUAUUAGGUCUGUGUUUCUGGGCUAUUUCAGCACCGAGGCAGAGGGGCCAGUGGAGGAGGAUGCUGUAACCCCAGAGCCUGAGGCUGAACCGGAGCCGGAGCCGGAGCCAGACGUGGUGGAUGGAAAACAGGACCUGGAGCCAGAGACCCAGCAGCAACAAGACACCACAGAGGAGCAGGGAGAGAAGUGCCCGGUCACCUCACCCCUGCCCUCUGCCACUGCUGACCCUGCUCCUGCGCCCGCCGCUGAAGAUAACCGGGUAGGGCUCAACCCUCAUUUUGGCAACGCUAUGGUCAUGUCAACAUGGUGGACGUGAUUCCAUGCGUGUCCUGGAUGCUGUGUUUUUAGCUGGUUAUCCACUGUCAACACUGAUGUCACUACUCAAAACCAAAUGUGACCUGUCUACACCUAAUUCCAUUUUGGUUUAAGAACCAUUUUGGUUGCAUUAUAAUCAGCUUUGAUAGCUACUUUUGUAGAUAAACAACUACUAUUGCUGAGAAAUUCCUUUUUUCCUUUACCUCUUGAUUAUUCAUUAAUUUUACCUAGCUUCUAGAGGUCUCCUUGUACAGCUGCUGACGUCAUUCAGCUUGAUUUAUUGUUUGUUUCGUCUCUCCUCCAGCCGUUCUCCUGGGCGUCUGUCACCAGUAAGAACCUUCCCCCUAGUGGACCUGUCCCUGUCUCGGGCGUCCCCCCUCACGUAGUCAAAGUCCCGUCGGCACCGGUACGUUAACUUACAAUGUUACUUUUCUCUAUAUAAAAACACUCCUCCUGUAGCCAACAUUAUGUAUUAAAUACCAGUAGAAGAAACAACCACACAUACUAUAUUGAUUACUAAGGGGGAUAAAAUCACCUAUUAUCGUGUGACGUCCAUGCAUUUGACAUAUUAAGCAUGUAUCAUACCAGUUAAACCACACAGUAUUAUUAGGUAUAAGAAACACAUUUUGGUGACCUUUUUAAUCAACAUUCCUCUUAAAGGGCAAUGAACACAUUCAAUCAACUGGUUAUGUAGCUUGGAGUCCGUCUCAUCCUGGUCUACUAGCCUGGUUUCUGAGUGUCCCUUGUCUUGGUCUUCUAGCCUGGUUUCUGAGUGUCCCUUGUCUUGGUCUACUAGCCUGGUUUCUGAGUGUCCCUUGUCUUGUCUUGGUCUACUAGCCUGGUUUCUGAGUGUCCCUUGUCUUGUCUUGGUCUACUAGCCUGGUUUCUGAGUGUCCCUUGUCUUGUCUUGGUCUACUAGCCUGGUUUCUGAGUGUGUCUUGUCUUGGUCUACUAGCCUGGUUUCUGAGUGUCCCUUGUCUUGUCUUGGUCUACUAGCCUGGUUUCUGAGUGUCCCUUGUCUUGUCUUGGUCUACUAGACUGGUUUCUGAGUGUCCCUUGUCUUGGUGCUUUAGCCCAGGGUGGAGGUGAAAACAGAAGCUGCAGCACAGAGAUCACAACCGAGAGACCAGAGACCACGGGAAGCAAGGCCAGGCCCACCACCAGUUAACAGAGGACCCCGACCAGGAGGUAUGAUCCACCAGACAGCAUCUCACCCAACACGCAGUACCAUCCACCAGACAGCAUCUAAUAGAAUAAUAAUGUCCCAACACACAGCUGGGUCAUGUUCAGGAGGUAGAAAACGUCUUGAAAUGAAGUGAAACUGGGAGGUACUACCUGACCUCGUCCAAUAAGAACACAGAUUUGUUUUCAUUGUAAAAAUGGUUUGCUACAAUGUGCCGCCUACGUUGAAUGUAAACCUGUCUGUGUUAGUCUGAACUCUGAAUGCCCUCUUUUAGUCUACAAUGUUGUUUUGUCUUUGAGGAAACAUGAAAGACGUGCAUGUCUGUUGACUAAAGUGAUCUCUCAUGCCUCUCGUCUGCUCUUGGUUCGCAGUGCGGGAAGGAGAGCAGGGAGAGACGUCGGAGGUUCGCCGUGUUGUGCGGUAUCCAGACGCUCACCAGCUCUUUGUAGGAAACGUCCCCCAUGAUGUGGACAAGGCAGAGCUCAAGGAGUUUUUCCAACGUAUGUCACGUUUUUAUUUCAAAAUGGUCUGCAAAAAAGCAUUUUAAUUAAUUUGUAUGGCUUCAACUGACAGUACUGGGAUGUAGCAGUGCCAGAUGCAGCUAGUCUUAAUUAAUCAUAGUCCCCCAAUGACCUGUAAAAAGGUAUGAAAUAAUUUGAUUUGAAUCAUUGUUCUAUGAUGUUAAAUGAUCUGCGUCCCUGUAACAGAAUAUGGUACAUGCUUUGCAGCAACUGAUUUAAGUAAUUGAUUGAAAUAGUUGAUUUUGUAAUUUUUAUACGAUCUGGUUCCUUCUACAGAGUAUGGUACUGUGCUUGAGCUACGGAUCAACAGCGGCGGAAAGCUUCCCAACUUUGGAUUCGUGGUGUUUGACGAUUCGGAACCUGUACAGAAAAUCCUAAGCAACCGGGUAAGAAUUAUUUUCAACAUAUAUGUUUCCGUUACAAAGUUCACAACAGUCACAUGCUGAUUUGAUUAACUGGACUCAAUUUUGUAAAGCCUUGGACUCCAUUUCAAUGAUGGUAGAAGGGUGCUUCACAUCAUUCCCAUAAAUGUCUAUUUGGGAGCCGUAAAAGUUAUUCAAAAAUUAUCUUAAUGCUUGUACAGACACAAUCCUCUUAAAAGCCCACUCUGAUCUUUACAGCUGUUUGUGAUCAUUUAAAUGAAUGAAUGUACUAACAGUCCUCUUUCAUCUUUAGCCCAUUAAGUUCAGAGGAGACGUCCGACUGAACGUGGAGGAAAAGAAGACUCGCUCCGCCCGGGAAGGGGACCGGCGAGACAUCCGCCCCAGGGGUCAAGGUGGCCCUGGAGGGCCCCGAGAGAGGAUAGGAGGGCCCAGAGGCCCCCCCACCAGGGGUGGCAUGGCACAGAAACCCAGCUUUGGCUCUGGACGAGGCACUGGACCCAGCGAGGGAGGUCGCUACAUGGGACCUCGUCAGUGAAUGUCAUUCUGAAGUUGGUCUAAUGUAUCAUGCCAGCUACAACUUCUGAUGUCAGUCGCCCCGACUCUUUGAGUAUUGUACAAAGAUGGCUUCUCCAUCCAUCCAUCCAUCCCUCCUCCCUUCGCUUUUAGUUUUCUACCCUGGGAUUUUGGAAUGCGAUCCAUCUCUGCCGACGUUGACGUGAUCUGAACUUCUCUCCUCAUCUUUUACAUCCUGAACUUGAAUUUGUUUUAAAGAAAGUAAAAAGGGUCUAAUCUAACUACUUGAAUUGGAACAACCCAGUUUGGUUUUGGCGUUCUCUCCCUGUUUCUUAAAGGAACGUGUAUGUACUGCUUGGGCAGUCCUGUGUAUUGCCACCACUGUCUUUUCAGGUCAAAUGCAAGUAUGGUUUUAUUUUAAAUUGCGAAGUUGAAUCAUGAUUGUGAAUGGUUAUUAUCGAGCAUGUAAGAAAUCCUGUCUGCCUUUUCACUGAUGCACUUCAUCAUGACCAAUCAGCUGAUGAGAGAACUAAAUAAACAUCAUUUACUGUUUUAAACCUGACUUCUGUAUUCUAUACAUUGAGUUGAUCUUUAUGGGCUGGUUUCCUGGACACAGAUUAAGCCUACACCUGGAGAUUUUUGGUGGAGAUUGUCCAUUGAGCUUGCUUUUAAGUGCAGGUCUAUGCUCAAUCUGUGUCCUGGGAAACCGCCCCUAUAUACACUGAACAAAAACAUAAAACGCAACAAUUUAAAAGAUUGUACUGAGUAAAUUGAAAUAAAUUCAUUAGGCCCUAAUCUAUGGAUUUGAAAUGACUGGGAAUACAGAUAUGCAUCCGUUGGUCACAGAUAAGGUUUAUUUUUUUAUGUAGGCGUGAAUAAAAAAAAAAAAGUGAUGUGACCACAAUUUGCCUCAUGCAGCGCGACAUCUCAUUUUGCAUAGUUGAUCAGGCUGUUGAUUGUGGCCUGUGGAAUGUUUUUCCACUCUUCUUCAACGGCUGUGCGAAGUUGCUGGAUAAUGUCAGGAACUGGAAGACGCUGUCGUACACACGUCAAUCCAGAGCAUCCCAAAUAUGCUCAAUGGGUGACAUGUCUGGUGAGUAUGCAGUCCAUGGAGGGAACUGGAACAUUUUCAGCUUCCUGGAAUUGUGUACAGGUCCUUGCGACAUGGGGCUGUGCAUUAUCAUGCUGAAACAUGAGGUGAUGGAGGCGGAUGAAUGGCACGACAAUGGGCCUCAGGAUCUCAUCACGGUAUCUCUGCAUUUAAAAUGAAAUUGUGUUUGUAUGUAUUUUACGCCCGUACCAUAACCCCAGCGCCACUAUUGGGUACUCUGUUCACAAUGUUGACAUCAGCAAACCGCUCGCCCACACACUGUACUGCCAUCUGCCCGGUACAGUUGAAACCGUGAUUCGUCCGUGAAGAGCACACUUCUCCAGCGUGCCAGUGGCCAUCAAAGGUAAGCAUUUGCCAACUGAAGUCUGUUAUGACGCCGAACAGCAGUCAGGUCAAGACCUUGGUGAGGACGACGAGCACGCAGAUGAGCUUCCCUGAGACCGUUUCUGACAGUUUGUGCAGAAAUUCUUAGGUUGUACAAACCCACAGUUUCAUCAGCUGUCCGGGUGGCUUAUCUCAAACAAUCCUGCAGGUGAAGAAGCCAGAUGUGGAGGUCCUGGGCUGGUGUGGUUACAUGUAGUCUGCUGUUGUGAGGCCGGUUGGAUGUAUUGCCAAAUUCUCUAAAACAACGGAGGAGGCUUAUGGUAGAGAAAUUAACAUUAAAUUCUCUGGCAACAGCUCUGGUGGACAUUCCUGCAGUCAGCAUGCCAAUUGCAUGCUCCCUCGAAACUUCAGACAUCUGUGGCAUUGUGUUGUGACAAGUGCACAUUUUAGAGUGGCCUUUUAUUGUACCCAGCACAAGGUGCACCUGUGUAAUGAUCAUGCUGUUUAAUCAGCUUCUUGAUAUGCCACACCUGUCAGGUGGAUGGGAUUAUCUUGGCAAAGAAGAAAUGCUCACUAACAGGCAUGUAAACACAUUUUGCAAAAAAAUUUUUAAGAAAAAAGCUUUGCGUAUGGAACAUUUCUGGGAUCUAUUAUUUCAGCUCAUGUUUCAUGAGCUGAAAUGGGACCAACACUUUACAUGUUGCGUUUAUAUUUUUGUUCAGUAUAUUUCAUAAUUUGGGAAAAUGAUUGGAAAAGGAUGUGUGGCCACCCAAAGGAGACCUGGCAAAGAGCCGUGGAAAAGGAGAUACCAUCCCCAAAAGGCAGAAGAUCAGAAGCAGUGGCACUCCUCUAGUCGAAGCCUUAGUGCAUUCGGAAAGUAUUCAGACCCCUUCCCUUUUUCCACAUUUUAUUACGUUACAGCUUUAUUCUUAAAUUGAUUGAACCACCAAGACUCUUUCUAGAGCUGGCCACCCGGCCAAACUGCGCAAUCGGGGGAGAAGGGCAUUGGUCAGGGAGGUGACCAAGAACUCGAUGGUCACUCUGACAGAGCUCCAGGGUUCCUCUGUCGGGAUGGGAGAACCUUCCAGAAGGACAGCCAUCUCUGCAGCACUCCUCCAAUCAGGCCUUUAUGGUAGAGUGGCCAGACAGAAGCCACUCCUCAGUAAAAGGCACAUGACAGCCCGCUUAGAGUUUGCCAAAAGGCACCUAAAGGACUCUGACCAUGAGAAACAAGAUUCUCUGGUCUGAUGAAAUCAAGAUUUAACUUUUUGGCCUGAAUGCCAAGUGUCACAUCUGGAGGAAACCUGGCACCAUCCCUACAGUGAAGCAUGGUGGUGGCAGCAUCAUGCUGUGGGGAUGUUUUUCAGCGGCAGUGACUGGGAGACUAGUCAGGAUCGAGGGAAAGAUGAACGUAGCAAAGUACAGAGAGAUUCUUGAAUUACUGAUAUGUAUAUACAUUUUAGUCAUUUAGCAGACGCUCUUAUCCAGAGCAACUUAGUUAGUGAGUGCAUACAUUUUCAUACUGGCCCCCGGUGGGAAUCGAACCCACAACCCUGGCGUUGCAAGCACCAUGCUCUAUCAACUGAGCUACACGGGACUACGUGAAUCAAAACCUCAAAGACUUAUCCACAAUGUCAACGUGAGUGUCUUGCAAAACUGAUAUCAAGGGUCUUCAUUAGGGCACACAAUGCAAACCAGUUUCCAAUACUACCUGGAGUUAGGGUUGAAACGGGGUGGUACUACCUGGAGUCAGGGUUGAAACGGGGUGGUACUACCUGGAGUUAGGGGUGAAACGGGUGGUUCUACUAAGUUAGGGUUGAAUCGGGUGGUACACCUGAAGUUAGGUUGAAACGGGGUGGUACUACCUGGAGUUAGGGUUGAAACGGGGUGGUACUACCUGGAGUUAGGGUUGAAACCGGGUGGUACUACCUGGAGUUAGGGUUGAAACGGGUGGUACUACCUGGAGUUAGGGUUGAAACGGGGUGGUACUACCUGGAGUUAGGGUUGAAACGGGUGGUACUACCUGGAGUUAGGGUUGAAACCGGGUGGUACUACCUGGAGUUAGGGUUGAAACAGGUUGUUAUUACUAGGCUGUGGUACUACCUGGAGUUAGGGUUGAAACGGGGGGUAUAACCUGGAGUUAGGGUUGAAACGGGGUGGUACUACCUGGACUUAGGGUUGAAACGGGUGGUACUACCUGGAGUUAGGGUUGAAACGGGUGGUACUACCUGGAGUUAGGGUUGAAACGGGGUGGUACUACCUGAAGUUAGGGGGUGAAACAGGUUUGUUAUUACUAGGGCUGUGGUACUACCUGGAGUUAGGGUUGAAACGGGGUGGUACUACCUGGAGUUAGGGUUGAAACGGGGUGGUACUACCUGGAGUUAGGGUUGAAACGGGGUGGUACUACCUGGAGUUAGGGUUGAAACAGGUUGUUAUUACUAGGGCUGUGGUACUACCUGGAGUUAGGGUUGAAACGGGGUGGUACUACCUGGAGUUAGGGUUGAAACGGGGUGGUACUACCUGGAGUUAGGGUUGAAACGGGUGGUACUACCUGGAGUUAGGGUUGAAACGGGUGGUACUACCUGAAGUUAGGGUUGAAACGGGGUGGUACUACCUGGAUUAGGGUUGAAACAGGUUGUUAUUACUAGGGCUUGGUGGUACCUACCUGGAGUUAGGGUUGAAACGGGGUGGUACUACCUGGAGUUAGGGUUGAAACGGGGUGGUACUACCUGGAGUUAGGGUUGAAACAGGGCUGUGGUGUUCAUGAAAUUUUCUCAACAUUUAUUGUCAUGCAAAAGGAUGCUGGUCUCACAAUAAUUUACGUUAAUUAACAUAAACACGUUUAGCAUCUCCAGGCCCCCCAAUGCAUUCAAGCCGCGUACCAUCUGCUGAUGCAGAACGCCUUUGGAACAUCAAAUAGAAAUUCACUAUAAUUGUAGGCUAACUCUGUAAGUGCACAAUCAAUGAACCAACAGCAUCGCCUAGUCCUAUAGGUUCUCUCCCAGACUCAUGCAUAGUAAGUUUGGAGCGUAUCAUAACGUAAUAAAGUCCAUCCAGUAUGCAUAGUAAUAAAGUCCACACUCAAAGGCGAUUACUAGAAUUUGUUUAAUUUUGGAGUUUUGGCUAGACCAGGGACGGGCAACCUUGAUGGGGGUGGGGGGCCACAAAAAAUCAGAACCCUGCAAUUCUGCACAUUUUUGCCACAGGAUGUAGAGAAUAUGUUGCCGUUUUAAAGCAAGUUCGCUGGAAUUCUACACAUUUUUUCUCCAUGGGGCGUAGAGAAGAUUUAGCAAUUUUAUAACUCCUUUCAUGUAAUUGUACUGAGUAGAGAAGAAUGUGCAGUUUUAAUUAAUUUCUAAUUUGCUAAUGUCCUGCAGUUCUACACAUUUGCAUUAGGAUGGAGGCAAAUGUUUGCAGUUUUUAGUAUGAUAACUGAUUAUCAAUGGGCCCCACCGGUUGCUAAUCCAAUGAUGCUUACUAUAAGUUUAUAUUGACUAUCUUACCUAUCUAAAAACAUUCACCUGACAUGGGCUAAUUGAGUGACUGCUGAUGCACAACCACAUUUCGAAAUUGCACCUCGUGUAUUCUAUUAUUCUAACUCUUAACAGCAAGUUGAGACCCCGACUGAGUUCCUAAAAAAAAAAAUAUACACUACCAGUCAAAGAUUUGGACACACCUACUAUUUUUUUACAUUGUAGAAUAUUAGUGAAGACAUCAAAACUGUAGUAAACAAAAAAGUGUUAAACAAAAUAUAUUUUAUAUUUGAGAUUCUUCAAAUAGCCACCCUUUGCCUUGAUGACAGCUUUGCACACUCUUGGCAUUCUCUCAACCAGCUUCACCUGGAAUGCUUUUCCAACAGUCUUGAAGGAGUUCCCACAUAUGCUGAGCACUUGUUGGCUGCUUUUCCUUCACUCUGCGGUCCGACUCAUCCCAAACCAUCUCAAUUUGGUUGGGGGAUUGUGGAGGCCAGGUCAUCUGAUGCAGCACUCCAUCACUCUCCUUCUUGGUAAAAUAGCCCUUACACAGCCUGGAGGUGUGUUGGUCCUGUUGAAAAACAAAUGAUAGUCCCACUAAGCCCAAACCAGAUGGGAUGGCGUAUCGCUGUAGAAUGCUGUGGUAACCAUGCUGGUUAAGUGUGAAUUCUAAAUAAAUUACAGACAGUGUCACCAGCAAAUCACCCCCACACCAUAACACCUCCUCCUCCAUGCUUUACGGUGGGAAAUACACAUGCGGAGAUCAUCCGUUCACCCACAACGCGUCUCACAAAGGCACGGCAGUUGGAACCAAAAAUCUCCAAUUUGGACUUCAGACCAACUUUCCACCGGUCUAAUGUCCAUUGCUUGUGUUUUUUGGCCCAAGCAAGUCUCUUCUUAUUAUUGGUGUCCUUUAGUAGGGUUUCUUUGCAGCAAUUCGACCAUGAAGGCCUGAUUCACACAGUCCCCUCUGAACAGUUGCUGUUGAGAUGUGUCUGUUACUUGAACUCUGUGAAGCAUUUAUUUGGGCUGCAAUUUCUGAAUCUGGUAACUAAUGAACUUAUCCUCUGCAGCAGAGGUGAGACUCUGGGUCUUCCGUUCCUUUGGCGGUCCUCAUGAGAGCCGGUUUCAUCAUAGCGCUUGAUGGUUUUUGCGACUGCACUUGAAGAAACGUUCAAAGUUCUUGAAAUGUUCCGUAUUGACUGACCUUCAUGUGUUAAAGUAAUGAUGGACUGUCAUUUCUCUUUGCUUAUUUGAGCUGUUCUUGCCAUAAUAUGGACUUGGUCUUUUACCAAAUAGGGCUAUCUUCUGUAUCCCCCCUACCUUGUCACAACACAACUGAUUGGCUCAAAUGCAUUAAGAAGGAAAGAAAUUCCACAAAUUAACUUUUAAGAAGGCACACCUGUUAAAUGAAAUGCAUUCCAGUUGACUACCUCAUGAAGCUGGUUGAGAGAAUUCCAAGAGUGUGCAAAGCUGUCAUCAAGGCAAAGGGUGGCUAUUUGAAGAAUCUCAAAUAUAAAAUAUAUUUAGAUUUGUUUAACACUUAUUUGUUGUAAUGAUGUGGUACUGCCUGAACUUAGGGUUAGGGUUACUACAGUGUGCCCUAAUGAAUGCACCCCAACGUGGUGCUGCAGAUUUCCUCACUGACAAGGACCAAGGUCUUCCAGCAGGUGGCCAGAGACUGUGUUCAUUAGUAUUCAUGAUGCGGAGGAGGAUGCAACAUAACCUGUCAGUGCGUCCCAGCUGUAUUAUAUUUGGUAUCCCCACCCUGUGACCCACAUGGGCUGAGAAUGUCCUGGUACAGCUGGGAACAACCCUCCGAGCAUACGACCCUCCAGCUGGACAAACCCCUCCCAGAUGCAACUUAAUCCCACACAGUGCACAAUUCUUAAACAGAGUUCAGGGACACCACAGUCCCCACCCAGAGAAGGCACUAUAGCCGAGACCAUGGAACGAACACACACACACACACACACACAGGAAUGCACACACACACAACACACCACACACACAGGAAUGCACACACACACACACACCACACACCACAAUGCACACCACACACAACACACACAGGAAUGCACACACACACACACACACACACACACAGGAAUGCACACACACACACACAACACACACACAAAAUCACACACACACACAGGAAUGCAACCACCCACACACACAAAAACUCACACAACCAUGCACACACACACACACACACACACAGGAAUGCACACACACACACACACACACACACAGGAAUGCACACACACACACACACACACACAGGAAUGCACACAGACACUCAAGCACACAGACACACACGUUGGAGGCCAAUCAAGUCUCUCAUUAAGACUGUUUGCAUCUAUUAGCGUUCACAUCCUGGCGUGUGAAAGACAUGUAAAAGCCUUCAUUAUCACUGGGUGAAAUCACAAAGGUUUAGUCAUCACCAUCACCAUCAACAAAAACAGAUCACUUAUUUUAGGGAGCUUGUUUCUCAGUGUGAAAUAGGAACAUUUGCAGCGUCACAAAAUAAUGCACAUGCUCUGAUUUCAAACACUGAGAAACAAAUGUCUGGGUAAAACCACAGAGGCUCACUGUACCAUCAUUAUCACCAUCAUCACACACCAAAAAGUGCUAUUUUUUUUUUUUUUUGCCUUAACAAUUAAUAAUAAUAAUAUAAUGGACUUGGCCUCCUUCUCCAUCUCUUAACAAGAGAAGGAGCCCAAAUGCUCUUAUUUCAUACACUGAGAAACACAUUUCUGUCAAAGCCUUCAUGUUUCACUGGCUUCAGGCCCUGGGGUGGUUUUCAGUGUCAGCUGUAAUGUCAUUCCAGUGAGUCCCACUGUAGUAUACUGCUACUGCAGGGCCAUCCAAGGGACCGGGUGGUCUGGGAGAGGGGGAAGGCAGGGAGUUGUUACGCACUCACUUGAACAAGGGCAGAGGAGCCAGAGCCAUGACGACGUCCCAAAAUAAACCUUAUUCCCUAAAUAGCACACUACUUUUGGCCAUAGCCCUAUGGUGUCAGUAGUGCACUUUAAAGGAAAUCGGGUGCCAUUCAGGGCGCACUGUUAUGAUUGAGCCCAGUCCUUUAUUGGGUCAUCGUCAUCCAACAGCUAAAAAUAUCACAUGACAGAGGAGGAAGUUCAGGGCAUUUAGAAUUAAAUGUGAAGUGGCGCUUUAUAGUUACGUGAUGAAAUUUAGCAAUCAUAGAUUAAAUCAUGUGUCGCAAUAAAGAAAGUUCGACAAAAGCUAAAUCCAGACCCCCCCCCCCCCCCCCCCACUGUCGAACAGAUACAAAUAUUGUAUCUCUUUAGAAAAUGUAUCCUAUAUCUGCCGUUUCCAUUACACAUGUCCCAAUGAUUAUUUUUUGCGACAUUGCUUUUGUCGAUGAAACCUGGGUCAAUGGAAACCUGCCUACUUUCUGUUUAGGAGGAGGAAGCUCAGUCAGUCACGGUGUGCCGGGAGAUUUUUACAUCAUAACUCAAGAGAUGAGGGAGACCUGGGGUCCCAAAUGGAAUCCUAUUCCCUACAUAGUGCACUACUUUCGAACAGAGCUGGUAAAAAAAAUAAUCCUGCACUAUGUAGGGCAUAGGGUGCCAUUUGGGACCUAUUCUUCAGUUGGUUUAAUGAAGUGUCAUAAACUAGGUUUCCAUCAAAUUUGCGACUGAUUUUUCAUGCAAAUAUUUAAAAAUCUGCAUAAAACAAUAUGCGCAUUUUCCCACCAGAGAUGAGUUUCCAUCAAACUGACUCAUUGCGGAUAGAAAUGCUGUGCGUGAUGACGUAGUGCACAUAAAAAUAACUUUAGUGUUUAAAUUACAUUGUACUGAAUGAAUAAUAAAAGUUCCAUGGGUUUCCAUCGCAUUUUCAACUCACAGAAAAAAAUGGUGGUGUUACAUAGCAAACGUGCGCUCUAGCCAAUAGCUGGAAGAUACAGUGCGGGUAGGCUACCUGCAUUUUUGAGAUGAUUAUGGAUAAGAGCGAUAUUUGUUUAUUUGUCAAACUGCAGCCAAGCAUCGAUCACAUCGAUCAUCAUGUCACCAGAACAAGAUAUUUAUUGGAAAGGAGCAUCAAACUCUUAAUGUGCUCUUUCACCACCCUGUGAAGUUCAUCAUAACUUAUUUCAUCUGUAGCCUAAUAAACUGCACGGACCACACACAUACCGUCACGUGACUCCAAGUUUACUUCAAUAUGAUGGUUAUUAUAUCAACAUUUGCGCAUAAAGGCGUUUCCACCGCUAUUUCUCGCAUAAUUAAUUUUACCGACACAAAAAGAUCCCACCAUGUCCAACGAAGAAAUUGUCAACAUUUAUAAAAUUGUACUGGCAUAUCCUGUUUCCAUCAGCCCGGUCGUGACUUUUUUCAUGCAUCAGGUAAUUCAUCCGCAUGAAAUGGUUUGAUGGAAACCUGUUUAUAGGCUGCUUUAAGACGGGCAGCCAAAUUCUGAUAUUUUUUCCACUGAUUGGUCUUUUGACCAAUCAAAUCAGAUCUUUUCACACCAGCUCUUUUUCAAAACGGAUCUGAUUGGUCAAAAUACCAAUUAGUGAAAACAUAUAAGAAUUGGGCUGCCUGUGCAAACACAGCCAUAGUGCUUUUGAUUGGAUUGCUAGACAAAUCACCAUCAGACCCUUUGCAUUUAUUGGACUAUCAAAGGGAAACUGAGAUCAAUUCAUGCAGCAUGCACACUGUAUAAUAUAGAUAGAUGCUGUUUACUUUAAACCUAUGGAGAGGCUUUGCACUAAUGAGCUUUCUGUCUACAUUAUUUUCAAUUACGAUGUAUAAUAUUUAAUUUCUCAGAAAUAUCUACUCUCUAAACCUGAAAAAAAUAAUAAAACAGAUCAGUGUGUGAUCAAUGCAUAUAGCAUACUGUCUGUGUUCACAUAGCAUACUGUCUGUGUUCACAUAGCAUACUGUCUGUGUUCACAAAGCAUACUGUCUGUGUUCACAUAGCAUACUGUCUGUGUUCACAUAACAUACUGUCUGUGUUCAUAUAGCAUACUGUCUGUGUUCACAUAGCAUACUGUCUGUGUUCAUAUAGCAUACUGUCUGUGUUCACAUAGCAUACUGUCUGUGUUCACAAAGCAUACUGUCUGUGUUCACAUAGCAUACUGUCUGUGUUCACAUAACAUACUGUCUGUGUUCAUAUAGCAUACUGUCUGUGUUCACAUAGCAUACUGUCUGUGUUCACAUAGCAUACUGUCUGUGUUCAUAUAGCAUACUGUCUGUGUUCACAUAGCAUACUGUCUGUGUUCACAUAGCAUACUGUCUGUGUUCACAUAGCAUACUGUCUGUGUUCACAUAGCAUACUGUCUGUGUUCAUAUAGCAUACUGUCUGUGUUCAUAUACCUUUCUAUGGUCUCCCUCUCUAUGGUCUCCCUCUCUAUGGUCUCCCUCUCUAUGGUCUCCCUUUCUAUGGUCUCCCUCUCUAUGGUCUCCCUUUCUAUGGUCUCCCUCUCUAUGGUCUCCCUCUCUAUGGUCUCCCUUUCUAUGGUCUCCCGCUCUAUGGUCUCCCUCUCUAUGGUCUCCCUCUCUAUGGUCUCCCUCUCUAUGGUCUCCCUCUCUAUGGUCUCCCUCUCUAUGGUCUCCCUCUCUAUGGUCUCCCUCUCUAUGGUCUCCCUCUCUAUGGUCUCCCUUUCUAUGGUCUCCCUUUCUAUGGUCUCCCUCUCUAUGGUCUCCCUCUCUAUGGUCUCACUUUCUAUGGUCUCCCUCUCUAUGGUCUCCCUCUCUAUGGUCUCCCUCUCUAUGGUCUCCCUCUCUAUGGUCUCCCUCUCUAUGGUCUCCCUCUAUAAGUCAGAAAAUGCAAUAUGUCAUUGUUACGUUCCCACAAGACAAACUCAAAAUGUCUCACAACAAAGGAAACUAACUAAGAAAAUCACUUUGACAACCAAAACGAAUCAGAAAAGUGGUUCUGAAAGGCCUCAUGUGGGUCUCCACUGAAAGUUGACAAAAAACUAGGAAAUGUGCCCUAAAAUAAUCCCACCAUGGAAUCCCACCAUGGAAUCCCACCAUGGAAUCCCACCAUGGAUUCCAUUUAAAUCAAAUCAAAUCACAUUUUUAUUUGUCACAUACACGUGUUUAGCCGUUGUUAUUGCGGGUGUAGCGAAACGCUUGUGCUUCUAGCUCCGGCAAUGCAGUAAUAUCUAACAAGUAAUAUAUGGUAUAUAUAUUCUAUAUUCAUAGAAUAUAGCAGAAAAAUGUGUGCAUAUUGUAGAGUAAUCCACUUUUAACCAAUUGUGUAUGUGUUAUGUUUCAGGGCGCCUUAAGGUCACUACAAGCGUCACUCUGUCGUUGAUGUGCGUGCGCUUGGGGUGGAGCGGGAUUUUUGGAGCAGCGGACACAUUGUGGUUACGUGAUAUCCUCACUGGUCCCAUUCACAAGGAGGCUACAGCAAAGUUGUUUUAAUUUUUUGUCAUUUCAUUUUUGUGGAAGCAGGGAAGAGUCACCUUCCCUCGCUAGUCAUCAUGUUUUGGUCACAGAGAAAAAAGCCCAUGGCUAGCUAGUUGGCUACAGCAGGUUCUACCACUAUAGACAGCGUAGCCGCAGGAAGUAGGGGUGCUGAGAGUGCGGCAGCACCUCCUGAUAAAUCAUAAUAUUUCAUAUAUAUAUAUAUAUAUAUAUAUAUAUAUAUAUAUACACUACCGUUCAAAAGUUUGGGGUCACUUAGAAAUGUCCUUGUUUUCGAAAGAAAAGCAUUUUUUUUUGUCCAUUAAAAUAACAUAAAAUUGAUCAGAAAUACAGAGUAGACAUUGCUAAUGUUGUAAAUGGCUAUUGUAGCUGGAAACGGCUGAUUUUUAAUGGAAUAUCUACAUAGGCGUACAGAGGCCCAUUAUCAGCAACCAUCAGUCCUGUGUUCCAAUGGCACGUUGUGUUUGCUAAUCCAAGUUUAUCAUUUUAAAAGACUAAUUGAUCAUUAGGAAACCCUUUUGCAAUUCUGUUAGCACAGCUGAAAACGGUUGUGCUGAUUAAAGAAGCAAUAAAACUGGCCUUCUUGAGACUAGUUGAGUAUCUGGAGCAUCAGCGAUUGUGGGUUCGACUACAGGCUCAAAAUGGCCAGAAACAAAUAACUUUCUUCUGAAAUUAAGGCUAUUCCAUGCAACAAUUAUAGACUGACAAGUUUCAGAAGAAAGUUAUUUGUUUCUGGCCAUUUUGAGCCUGUAAUCAAACCCACAAUCGCUGAUGAUGACAUUUCUAAGUGACCCCAAACUUUUGAACGGUAGUGUAUAUAUAUUGUUUUUUUCUACAAAAUUAGUACACUGGGCCUUUAUUACUCCUGUUUGAGCAGACCAAAACAGUCGUCAGCAGCACAGGGAGAAAAUAUUCUCUCAACUUCCUGUCAUUGUUGCUAGCUAUCUGGCCAUCCAGAAUCACAACAACAGAUGGACUUCUUCCCCAUUGAAUCGUGUGCAUCAUUUUCAUGACGUUGUCAGCUAACCCUAAACAAAAUACAUUUUUUUGGGUGGAUUCUUGUUAUUUGGUUUACUGUUUGAACAGUCGCUGAGAUUAUAGUUGGUUAUCAAUGAAAAAUAGGCUGCUUUGAUGAAUAGCCCAUAUAGCCUAUAGAUCAGAUCAAGGAACCAACCAACAACUAUGCCCCCACGGCUGCGGGAAGGAAAUGAUAUGGCGAGUCUCCAAUUUUCAGGUGGUACAGAAGUACAUCCAAUGCUGGAGCCGUAUCAUUUGUGGUGAAAAAUGACAUUGGAACACCGCGCUACACUCCGUACCUUCCGUCUCCGUAGUGUGUGAACGUACCUUUAGGCCACUGAAUCUUAGGAAUAUGACCUUACAAAAGGGUAACAAUUACAAUUUCAAUUUGUAUUUAAUUUUCAAAAUGUGGAACGUUUUUUGUAACAUGUUUUUGAAAGUCAAUUAUAGUAAGCCCAAUUCAUUCAUACAGUGGAGAGAGAAAUGUUUGUGUCCUCAAGGGCUUUUUGCUAGGUAGCAAUAGAAUGA